GGUCUUGGUCGUUUCUUCAAAGAAGUUGCGCAAAGUGCACGAGCUGAUUCGGAAGAUACCACAGAUGACUUUUUGGGAUGCAUUAGUAUGAAUCUGAGUGACAUCCCUCCGGAUGGCAUUGAGCAAUGGUUUACAUUACAGCCACGUUCUGAAAAAAGCAAAGUCUCCGGCAGCGUGAAAUUAAAGCUUUGGCUUUCCACACGCGAAGAACGUAUUGGAGCUGAAGAAGAUGAUCUACUGGAUGUUAAAGAACAUAUCGAACUUAUGAGACAGUUUGCUCUCUACGAGAUUCGUCUCAGUGGGUCUCCUGUACGGUUGUGGGAUGGCGUAUUUCAAGACAAAGCUAACACUAUCCUUCGACAACAUGCUCUUCAAGGUGAUCUCACGGAAGUGCAUACGGCAAUGUGGUAUGUGCCGAGCAGAUUUUUUUGUUGA
This is a messenger RNA of Cylicostephanus goldi, 435 nucleotides long. The record is from the annotation of a GenBank genome assembly. Lineage: Eukaryota; Metazoa; Nematoda; Chromadorea; Rhabditida; Strongylidae.